This is a messenger RNA of Menidia menidia (Atlantic silverside), 916 nucleotides long. The record is from the annotation of a GenBank genome assembly. Lineage: Eukaryota; Metazoa; Chordata; Actinopteri; Atheriniformes; Atherinopsidae.
UCACAGUCUGUAGUACUGCAGGGAUUUAUUCCAUGGAUGUAGAAAUGUCGGAAGGAUUCUGAUUUGUAUCUAUUUAUUAGGUCGCCACGAUAUGGUGGCCCAUAUAAAAGUUGGUUCUUCGUCGCCAUUUGAAGAGGCAUGGCGAAGACCAUGCAACAAAUCGAGGAAAAGCUUUAGCAACUCCAGUGAAUGAGUAAAGAGACGUGAUCAACGACUCCAACUGAAGAUUUCUACGUAUAACCGUUCGGCUGUCUUCGUGAGUCACGUGAUACUUGGCGCCAUCAUCGUGUCCGUCCGCCCGGAGUCUCCCUCUUUAGCAUAUUCGGGACGGUCAAGCACCUACAGUGCGGCAUCAUGUUGCGAGCAGUUUUCCAACUGUCGGCUGCAGGGGCUCGGAGUCUGGCAAGGACACGACCCUGCUACUCUGCUCCACUGGCCUCCAGAUGUUACUCCCAUGGAAAGGUGGAGACAGAUGAGGAGUUUGACUCCCGCUGGGUCACUUACUUCAGCAAGCCGGACAUCGACGCCUGGGAGCUGAAGAAAGGCAUGAACACCCUGAUUGGGUAUGACUUGGUACCUGAAGCGAAGAUCCUGGAUUCGGCACUAAGAGCCUGUCGGAGACUGGAUGAUCUGGCCAGCGCCAUCCGAAUCCUUGAAGCCGUCAAGGAUAAAGCCGGUCCCCACAAGGACAUCUAUCCCUACCUGAUCCAGGAGCUGAAGCCCACUCUAUCAGAACUUGGGAUCUCAACACCAGAAGAGCUUGGAAUUGAUCAAUUGUAGACCGCAAAGACUCUUUUGGCUUCUGAAGAGACGAGCCCUCCUGAUACUCUCCAGUCUAGAAUAUAUAUAUAUUGUUAAUUGAACACAUUUUGUCCUAUUGUACAAAAACGUGGAUGUAAUAAAGAAAAUGUUUGAA